AUCGCAUGCGAAACUAUCUGACAUGGGAAGAAGAAAAAAGGCAAAUAAACCUCCCCCAAAGAGGAAGAUACUGCAGCCCCUAGACACAAUGUUUAACUGUCCGUUCUGUAACCACGAGAAGUCAUGUGAAGUCAAAAUGGACAGAGAGAGGAACACAGGGUUUAUUACUUGCACUGUAUGUCUGGAGGACUAUCAAACCAGCAUUAACUAUUUAUCAGAGCCUAUUGACGUCUACAGUGAUUGGAUAGAUGCCUGUGAAUCAGCCAAUACUUAGCAAGGACACAUACGGCAAACGAAGUCAACUCCUGGUCAUGUGACAUUUAUAGACAGAAGGCUGCAUUGUCUAGUGUAUAUUAAGAUCACUGUGCUGUUUUAUUGCAGAGAAUAACAGAAAAUCAAACAUUUCUUGAAAUCUAUUGGCAAACAGAUUGUUUGAAAUGUCAAUUUCUUUAACUUAUAAUAUUUUGAUGACCAACUACAAUUUUAUUUCUUUGAGUCAUGAAAAUGUGUAUCAUUACAUGGUCGUUUUUAUUUAUGGUAACAUUGAUCAUGUUAUUUAAUUUGUCUGUGUCAUUUUUUUUAAAGUUCAUAAUAAAUGACUGAUCAUUUGA
Molecule: messenger RNA, 611 nt
Organism: Saccostrea echinata
Lineage: Eukaryota; Metazoa; Mollusca; Bivalvia; Ostreida; Ostreidae
Product: transcription elongation factor 1 homolog
Exons: 4
Coding region: 23-274 (83 amino acids)
Biological process (GO): transcription elongation by RNA polymerase II
Cellular component (GO): transcription elongation factor complex
Molecular function (GO): RNA polymerase II complex binding
Source: RefSeq, a predicted model, not a curated record